Molecule: messenger RNA, 243 nt
Organism: Acaulospora morrowiae
Lineage: Eukaryota; Fungi; Glomeromycota; Glomeromycetes; Diversisporales; Acaulosporaceae
Source: the annotation of a GenBank genome assembly
AUGAAACUAUGGGUUUUAGGAUUGCCUCCACAAGGCGUCGAUUAUGCGGUUCCCCGUGGGCCGUUCGUAGAAUGGCUUGUCCCUAGGACCUCGCCUUCUUGUUGUUGGAGAAAUGAUACAAAUCAUUCCUCUGAAGAAACACCUCCUGCAACAAAUAUAUUCGGCCAUAUAUUCGCAUCGUCUACCAGAAUGGCCGGGAGAAUGGCAGAAAAAAUUGUCGCUUUUUAUAAUGAAUUGAAGUGA